AUGCAUCAUUGCCUGUGGAAAUAUAUCAUAGUUGCUCUGUCCUUCAUCUUCCUAAGCUUCUUCCUCCAGGAGAAUAAUGAAGAGCAUCUUGAGUACAGUUUAUCAUUGGAGGAGGAAAAGAAGAAAAUACUGUGGCAGCUAGACCAGGAGCGAAUCAGAUUUGAAAGCAAAAACCAUCUGGACACCUUCAAGGAGAUGCAGGGAAACUCCCCCUUACUCCAUCAUGCCAACUACAAAUUCCUGGCUGGAGCCCCUCCCCAGGAAAAGAAACUGUUGACAGUGGGGAUUUCCUCAGUGUGGAAUCCUCACGGGAGCUCCCUCUUGGAUACCCUGCAGUCCCUGUUUCAGGCUUCCGCAGAACCCGAGCUGAAUUGUAUCGUCGUGCUGGUCCACCUGUCAGAUCCUGACCCUGAAUGGCUCAGCCAAGCAGUUGCCAAUAUUUCAGGCCUCUUCAAACCACACAUUGAGGCCCAGAAGCUGCUCGUCAUCCAUAGUUGUCUCAGUGGCUCUCCUUUCCCAAGAGAUCUGAAUAACGUUAAUCAUUCCUCACCCUGUGAAGCACGUUAUUCCAGGCAGAAAGUUGAUUAUGCCCUCCUCAUGAACUUUGCUAUCAACCUCUCUGAAUACUUUCUGAUGCUAGAAGAUAAUGUUCACUGCACCCCAAAAUUUAUUUCUACCAUCUACUGGGCAUUAUCAGCCUGGAAAGAAUUACCUUGGGUGAUCCCGGAGUUCUCCAGCUUGAGCUUCUCCGGGAAAGUUUUCCAUACCAGUGACCUCUCCCGCCUGACUUCUUUCUUCCUCCUCUUCCAUAAGGACACUCCUACUCACUUGCUUCUCUCUGAAUUCCGUCUUCUCUUGGCUCAAAACACUCCAAUUCGUUUCAGUUCUUCAGUCUUCUACCAUAUGGACAAUUAUUCUGUGUUGGAGGACACAUGCUUUCCUGUGGAGAAGGAAAAGAUCCUUGGUGAACCAGACAACCCCGUUGCCAGUGUCCUCACUGACGUGAUGACAACAUCAAAUAUUAUUCCACAAUACGCUUAUACUCUGAACAAGGAGUUCUAUUCUACCCUUGAUCCUAUAAGAGGCAACUACCUGACAGUGAUUAUGGAGAGGCCACAAAAAGUCAUCCAGAUAGAGGUGCUGACAGGUUCUGACAAGCAAGGGCAAGUAGAACUGGGCUAUGAUCUCUUAGAGAAUUCCAACGGCUGUGCUCGCUAUUCCCUGCUAGGUCCACUGGUGGAAGGAAAUUUGGACCAGAUAUUUUAUGAAGAAGAUUCUGUGGAGGAGUUGCAUUGUAUACGACUGCUGGUGCUAGCGUCUCAAGAGUCUUGGCUCCUGAUCAGGCAGAUCAAAGUCUGGACUCAGCACAAGGAGAAGGAGAGUUAG
Diceros bicornis minor is the source of this 1386-nucleotide messenger RNA. RefSeq names its product alpha-1,6-mannosyl-glycoprotein 4-beta-N-acetylglucosaminyltransferase-like. The record is from RefSeq and is a predicted model, not a curated record. Lineage: Eukaryota; Metazoa; Chordata; Mammalia; Perissodactyla; Rhinocerotidae. Gene Ontology annotation, biological process: protein N-linked glycosylation. Gene Ontology annotation, molecular function: acetylglucosaminyltransferase activity.